CGGAUCCGUUAACAGGCCCUCUGCUCCCGGCGUCUAUUUCUACAGCGUUUGGAGAAGGGGGAGUCUGUCAGUCAGAGACAGAGGUCGAGCCGUGGAGUAGAUCUCGCGGCGCCGGACAGGUUCCUGCCGGCUCCGGCGACCUCCUCGUCGUUGAGUACGUGCAGCAGCCCGGGGAGGUGCCAAAGGCUGGAUCUCGCAGAACAAGGACAUGAGGUACUUGGGCAUGGAAUGGGAAUCACAAUUGUUCUGGUGGAAAUGAAGAAUGUCCUCUAUUAUUUGGCUGCUACCAUCGAUGUUCUUUUAGAUUGAACAUUGCCAUGAUCGUUUCUCUACGCAACGAAUAUAUUAGAUCAAGCAUCAUGUCAUGGACACCAUAAGACUUUUCUGCGUUGAUAGUGAUGUCUACGGGUUGGAUUGUGCUUCUGUUUAUCAGCUCACUGAAGUAACUCUCCUAGCUCAAAUGGGUUAAUUUCGUGUUUACAUGAUACACAAAUCUUCAGCUAUCCAUCUUCAUAUGAAUUGGUCUCGCUUAAUUUUGUAAUCUUCUGGAUAUAUGCUUACGUAUAAUAAAUGAUGUGAAGAUAGAUCAUAGGACAAAACCAUAAUCUUUAGUCUUAAGCAAGUUAGGGUAAACUAGAGAAGUAGAGAUAGAACACAACAGAAGCCACACACACAAAUGACAUGGAAAGCAGCAAAGAAAUAGUAAAAGAAGCUCUUGACUUGUAGAUUAUGUCAAAGUGAUAAUCUAGAGUCAAGCUUCUUUUACUAUUAGUUUCGAUCUACCUUGCCAUCUAUAGGAUUAGUUAUUAUAUCUAAGUAUGUUUUCAGAAGAUUAGAAGAUUAAGCAAGGUCACUUGAUAGGUAAACUGAUAGCCGAAUGUUUUGUUUAUCAUGGAAAACCAGAGAUUAGCCUAUUUAAGCUCGGUGAUAGAGUUACUCAAUGAGAUCAUAAAUAGAAGCAUGAUUCAACCAAUAGACAUCAAUUUGAUGAAGGCAUGAAAAAUCUUAUUGUGUUAUGAUAUGAUGAUUGAUCCAAUAUGUUUUUGCCAAGUGAAGAAAAACACUAACAUUGCACUGAGUGAAAGCGAUCUAUACAAAGGCAAGAUUUGAAUAUUAUCCACCCGAAAGAGAAUGUCAGAUAUGACCACCAUCAGAAGAAGCAACAAUGCCACAAGUGAGCUCUCUUGUAUAUCCACGUGCUAUUGUCGAUUCAGUGUCGCGUAUGUUGAGCGUUUAUGUUCUACAUGUGUUAGAUUUAGAAUAUUGUGGUGAGCACUUCCAUUCUUGCCAAUUGAGAUGGUGAGGCUCAGGAACACUGCAUUUGCCAUGGUGUUUUGAUUUGUCUUCUGCAGCAACAUGAAACUCUCAUUGUAAUUGUACCCACUUAUGCCUGAAUACUGCUAUUACUUCAGUUAGAUUCAAGAAGCACCAAGUUUCUGCAGCGCUCCUGCAUUUUGCUAAUGAUGAACUUCCUUCUCCAUUUCUUUCUUUUGUAAGGAAGAGUUAUGUACUAAUGAUGUAUGACUGGCUGGUUAAUUUUCUGUCAAUUCAACAACCAGUUUGUAUGCUGGCCAGUGCAAUUUGGCCGUAUGAACCAUUAGUUAUUAUAUAUGUACUGAUGUCUGGUUUGCCUGCUCUCCUGCAUUCUUCAUUACACUCCAUUGUUUGUAAUAACUUUAUUUCAGACUCGCAACCUAAAAUGUCGCAAGUUUGCAUCUGGGCCUUGUGAGACUAUCAUUAUCUACUAGUACCACAACCGCUGAUGCAUGGGACCCAGCUGUCUGUCAGGCCCGCAAGCCAGUCGGCCUACGCCAUUAUGGUCGUAUCCAAUCUUGGAUCUCGUCAUUAAAUUAGAAUUAUGUACUCCCCAACUCUGGUUUCUAUACCAGUCUAGUUUAUUGUCUAGGACAUGAUAAUUGGCCAGAGUGCCUCCGGAGCAACAACGUAGCACUUCCAGCUCUCUUACACACAAAACACCACGAGAGAGGUCGAGCCAUGGAGAUCGCCAUGGGGGCCAUUGGCCCUCUCCUCCCGAAGCUCGGUGAGCUGCUCAUGGGCAAGCUCACCAUGGAGAAACAAGUAAGGAAAGGUAUCGAGUCUCUCGUAACAGAGCUGAAAUUGAUGCAUGCUGUCCUUAGCAAGGUGUCGAAAGUGCCCGCAGACCAGCUGGAAGAAGGGGUCAAGAUCUGGGCAGGAAAUGUCAAGGAGUUGUCCUACCAAAUGGAGGACAUCGUUGAUGCCUUCAUGGUGCGUGUGGGGGAUGGUGGCGAGUCCACCAACCCGAAAAACAGAGUCAAGAAGAUACUGAAGAAGGUCAAAAGAUUAUUCAAGAAUGGCAAGGAUCUCCAUCGAAUAUCCGAUGCCCUGGAAGAAGUGGUUCUUCAAGCUAAGCAGUUGGCCAAGCUACGUCAAAGGUACGAGCAAGAGAUGCGGGACACUAGUGCUAAUACUAGUGUUGACCCUCGCAUGAUGGCCUUGUACACAGAUGUGACAGAUCUCGUCGGCAUUGAAGAAACACGAGACAAGUUGAUCAACAUGUUGACUGAAGACGAUGAUUGGUCGAAGCAUCCGUUGAAGACGAUAUCUAUUGUUGGAUUUGGUGGGUUAGGCAAGACGACUCUUGCCAAAGCAGCAUACGACAAGAUUAAAGUGCAAUUUGAUUGUGGUGCUUUUGUCUCGGUUUCACAAAACCCUGAAAUGAAAAAGGUUUUGAAGGAUAUUCUCUAUGGACUUGACAAGGUCAAGUACGAAAACAUACAUAAUGCAGCGAGGGACGAAAAGUAUCUCAUUGACGAUAUAAUUGAAUUCCUUAAUGACAAGAGGUACCUCAUCGUAAUCGAUGAUAUAUGGAAUGAAAAAGCAUGGGAGUUACUUAAGUGUGCCUUUUCCAAGGAGAGCCCCGGAAGCCGACUAAUCACGACAACCCGCAAUGUUAGUGUCUCUGAAGCAUGUUGCUCUUCUGAUGGUGAUAUUUAUAGGAUGGAACCCCUUUCUGAUGAUGUAUCAAGAACACUCUUCUGUAAAAGAGUAUUUUCACAAGAAGAAGGCUGCCCUCAAGAAUUAUUGCAAGUAUCCGAAGAAAUUUUGAAGAAAUGUGGCGGUAUACCGUUAGCUAUUAUUACUAUAGCAAGUCUUCUAGCUAAUGGGUCAGAUAUAAAAGCAAAGGAUGAAUGGUAUGCUUUGCUCAGUUCCAUUGGUCAUGGACUCACAGAAGAUCGUAGUUUGGAGCAGAUGAAAAAGAUAUUAUUAUUCAGCUACUAUGAUCUACCUUCAUAUCUGAAACCUUGUCUAUUAUAUCUUUGCAUCUUCCCAGAAGAUCAAGAGAUUAGGAGAGAUAGACUGAUAUGGAGAUGGAUAUCAGAAGGACUUGUUUACAGUGAGAAACAAGAAACUAGCUUAUAUGAGCUUGGUAACAGCUACUUCAAUGAUCUAGUAAACAGAAGUAUGAUACAGCCCACAGACAUUGAUACUAAUGGAAAUGCAGAAGGUUGCCGUGUACAUGACAUGGUGCUUGACCUUAUAUGCUCAUUAUCAAGUGAAGAAAACUUUGUCACAAUACUAGAUAUAACAGCAGAAGAAAAACCUAACUCAGAGAUCAAGGUUCGCAGAUUGUCCAUUCAAAAUAGCAAGAUAGAUGUGGAUACCACUAGGAUGGAGCAUAUGAGAUCUGUUACUGUUUUCACAAGUGAUGUUGUUGGGAAAGUGUUGGAUAUUUCAAGCUUUCAAGUUCUGCGCGUGUUGGAUUUAGAAGGUUGUCGUGAUGUCUCAGAUGUUGGAUAUGUGGGGAAUCUGUUACAUUUGAGGUACUUGGGGCUAAAAGAUACUCGUGUUAAGGACCUUCCCAUGGAAAUAGGGAAGCUGCAGUUUUUGCUUACCUUGGACUUAAGAGGUUCUAAUAUAAAAGUACUGCCAUCGAGUGUUGUUCAAUUAAGACGUCUAAUGUGCCUGUAUGUUGAUUAUGGUAUGAAGCUGCCAUCUGGAAUAGGUAACCUGACUUCCCUGGAAGUGCUAGAUGAACUGAGGUUAUCUGGCGUGGACCUUGAUUUUGUGAAAGAAUUGGGCCGUCUGACCAAGCUCAGGGUGCUCCGGCUUGACUGUGAUGGUUGUGAUGAGAGCCUGGGUAAAGCUUUGGAGGAAUCCAUUAGUAAUAUAUACAAACUGGACAGUCUAGAUGUAUUUGUCGAUGAUGGACUCAUCAAUUGCCUGAGCGAAGAUUGGGUGCCUCCUCCACAACUCCGUAGAUUGGCUUUCCCGGCAAUUCAAAGUUGGUUCGAGACAUUGCCGUCAUGGAUUAAUCCUUCAUCCCUUCCUCUCCUCUCCUAUCUGGAUAUAACGUUGUUUGAAGUGCGACCGGAGGUCAUCCAACUUCUAGGGACUCUGCCUGCUCUUGGUUAUCUUGUUAUAUGGAAUUAUUCUAGGCCCAAAGAAGCGCAUGAGGUGGAAGCGCCCGUCCUUUCCUCUGGUGCUGCGUUAUUCCCAUGUGCGACGGAGUGCGGCUUCUAUGGUAUUGGUGCCGUGCCGUCUAUGUUUCCACGAGGUGCAGCGCCAAGGCUUAAGCACCUUCGGUUCUCCUUGCCAGCGAAGUGGAUCUCCCGUGAAAACUUUGAUUUGGGCAUGCGCCACCUUCCUUCCCUCCAGCGAGUCAGCGUUGAUCUUAUCAAGGAGGGAGCCAGCAUUGCAGAGGUGAAGGAAGCGAGGGCUGCACUGAUGGCCGCAGCGGAGGACCACCCCAACCGUCCCGCCCUUGCUAUAUGGUGACGCAUGCAAAGGGAAAGGCGGACGAAGCGAGGCAUGCGAUUGAGGUUCGCUAGAUACUCCUCCACGAUUUUGUACAAGUGUUUUCACACGAAGUGUUUUAUUCCUCUCCUCUUCCGUUUUUCAGUUUCAGGCAGCCGGAGUGCUUAGGCUGAUUCGUCGAAUCUUGCACCCAGGUAGCACACUCGAUCAGACUAUGAGUUAAUAAAUUUCGCCGACAUGGACUCGAUCGUGCGUGCCUCUUUCCAACCAAUACAGUCGAGCACACUGCGCUUGCCUUGCCGUUUGAUCUGUCUUUGUUCCGCAACGAGAUGAAGCUCUCAUUCUGUCCAUCCAUGCCUGAAGUCUCUUCUUGCUUCCAUCAAUUCAACAACAAUCAAGUUUGUAGGGCGCCCCCUGCAUUUUGCCCUGAUGAACCAUUAGUUAUCAUGUACUGAUGAUGUCUGAUUUGGAUGCUCUCCAGCAUUGUUCAUUACACUCCUAUAUUUGUAACAACUUUAUCUCAGACUCGAUGUUUAUUCCAGACUCGUGAACUAUACUGUCAGAGUUCAGGUUGUAAUAUGGUCUGAAGUUUAUCUUCCAUCUGUCAUGUUGGUUUGAUCAAAUAAAUCGUGAACUGUAGCUUGAA
Aegilops tauschii subsp. strangulata is the source of this 5383-nucleotide messenger RNA. Its product is annotated as disease resistance protein RGA5. Lineage: Eukaryota; Viridiplantae; Streptophyta; Magnoliopsida; Poales; Poaceae. Gene Ontology annotation, molecular function: ADP binding. Gene Ontology annotation, biological process: defense response to other organism. The record is from RefSeq and is a predicted model, not a curated record.